Molecule: messenger RNA, 762 nt
Organism: Penicillium manginii
Lineage: Eukaryota; Fungi; Ascomycota; Eurotiomycetes; Eurotiales; Aspergillaceae
Product: lytic polysaccharide monooxygenase auxiliary activity family 9 protein
Exons: 3
Coding region: 1-762 (253 amino acids)
Source: RefSeq, a predicted model, not a curated record
AUGAAGCCUUCUCGCUUUUUUGCCAUAGGGGCCGCGCUGGUGCAGUCCGCUUCAGCACACUACAUUUUCAGCAAACUUGUUCUCAAUGGCGAAGCAUCAAGUGACUGGCAGUAUAUUCGUCAGACUACUCGAAGCGUGAACUAUAUGCCCACGAAAUUCACAUCUACAUUUGACAAUCUGACACCUAUUGACAACGACUUCCGCUGCAACUUGGGAUCUUUCUCCAAUGCAGCCAAAACCGAAGUCGCCGAGGUCGCGGCUGGUGACACCAUUGCUAUGAAGCUCUUCUAUGAUGCUACCAUCGCACAUCCAGGACCUGGUCAAGUUUUCAUGUCCAAGGCACCUUCCGGUAAUGUCCAGGAGUAUGAAGGCGAUGGUGAAUGGUUCAAGAUUUGGGAAAAGACCCUUUGCAACGAGAACGGUGAUCUUACCAAAGAUGCCUGGUGUACCUGGGGCAUGCCACAAUUCGAGUUCCAGAUCCCUGGAAAUACCCCGGCUGGCGAGUACCUUAUUCGUGCUGAGCACGUCGGUCUCCAUGGGGCGCAGGCCAAUGAGGCAGAGUUCUUCUACAGUUGUGCCCAAGUCAAGGUCACUGGAUCCGGCAAUGGCUCCCCGAGCUUAACCUAUAAGAUCCCUGGUGCUUAUAACGACUCUAUGAAGCUCUUCAAUGGCCUCAACCUCUGGGUCGACAGUGCCGAUUCAAUCGAAGAAGACAUUCUGAGCACGCCCAUUGGUGAUGAUGCUUGGAACGGCAGCAAAUAA